Messenger RNA from Pteropus alecto (black flying fox), 6599 nucleotides. It is a transcript of the gene NRCAM, whose product is annotated as neuronal cell adhesion molecule. The record is from RefSeq and is a predicted model, not a curated record. NCBI's taxonomy places the organism in Eukaryota, Metazoa, Chordata, Mammalia, Chiroptera, Pteropodidae. Bases 619 to 4326 code for a protein of 1235 amino acids. Gene Ontology annotation, molecular function: cell-cell adhesion mediator activity. The transcript has 31 exons. Gene Ontology annotation, biological process: brain development; cell-cell adhesion.
GGGAGGAGGGAGAGCAGGCGCGGGGCGGGGGCGCGCUGGCGCUUGAUCAGCCCUGCUUCGCCCAGGUCACCCGCUAACGCGCGCCGCAGUCGGAGCUUCAGACGCGCGGGCUCAGGGACGGCGCAGGGCUGCCAGAGGCGACAGCUUCGUCACGAACGAAUAUUUGCGUUCCGGGCUCCCGGCCCGCCGAGCCGGGGCUGAGUGGUGGGCACCGCCUAAGAACAUAGCUGAGAAACUCUUCCUGCAAUAUAAGACCCCAGGAUUCUUUUAAAAUACGUGGCCACAAGAAAGGAAUCUUUGUGAUAUUCUUCUUCAAGACCCCCUCCCCUGUGUGCUGAAGACUUUGACCAAAGCUGCUCUCAGCUGUUGGCAUCAUCCUGAGAAAAGGACACGGCUGCAAAAACCAGAGAACUGUUCGGGAAACUCCUGGCCCAGUGGAUCCUCUAGCAAUGCUAAAAUGACUUUUGGUUUAAAGAAUUAAAAGGAAGAACAACUUAUUCAGAUAAGAAGACCUUCGUCAAAGUUUCCUGCAUGAAAAUUAUUUAAACAUUGCACACAAAUCUUUUGUGAAAGAAGAAAAGGAAAUUCAGUUUGUGGGUCUCAGCAGGAGUUAAGCUAAUGCAGCUUAAAAUAAUGCCGAAAAAGAAGCGCUUAUCUGCAGGGAGAGUGCCCCUGAUUCUCUUCCUGUGCCAGAUGAUUAGUGCACUGGAAGUACCUCUUGAUCUGGUACAACCUCCAACCAUUACUCAACAGUCUCCAAAAGAUUACAUUAUUGACCCCCGGGAGAAUAUUGUAAUCCAGUGUGAGGCCAAAGGAAAACCUCCUCCAAGCUUCUCCUGGACCCGAAAUGGGACUCAUUUUGACAUAGAUAAAGACCUUCUCGUCACCAUGAAGCCUGACUCAGGAACUCUCAUAAUUAACAUCAUGAGCGAAGGGAAAGUAGAGACUUAUGAAGGAGUCUAUCAGUGUACAGCCAGGAAUGAACGCGGAGCUGCAAUUUCUAAUAAUAUUGUCGUUCGUCCAUCCAGGUCACCGUUGUGGACCAAAGAAAAACUCGAACCAAUAACACUUCGAAAUGGCCAGCCUUUGGUACUUCCCUGCAGACCCCCGGUUGGAUUACCAUCACCUAUAAUAUUUUGGAUGGAUAACUCCUUUCAAAGACUUCCACAAAGUGAGAGGGUUUCCCAGGGUCUGAAUGGAGACCUUUAUUUCUCCAAUGUUCUCCCAGAGGAUACCCGUGAAGACUAUAUCUGUUACGCCAGAUUUAAUCACACUCAAACCAUACAGCAGAAGCAACCUAUUUCUGUGAAGGUGAUUUCAGUGGAUGAAUUGAAUGACACUAUAGCUGCUAAUUUGAGUGACACUGAGUUUUAUGGUGCUAAAUCAAGUAGAGAGAGGCCACCAACAUUUUUAACUCCAGAAGGUAAUGCAAGUAACAAAGAAGAACUAAGAGGAAAUGUCCUUUCACUGGAGUGCAUUGCAGAAGGACUGCCUACCCCCAUUAUUUACUGGAUAAAAGAAGAUGGAACACUACCCAUCAACCGGACAUUUUAUAGGAACUUUCAGAAAACUCUGCAGAUCAUUCAGGUUUCAGAAGCAGACUCUGGAAAUUACCAAUGUAUAGCAAAAAAUGCAUUAGGAGCUAUCUAUCAUACCAUUUCUGUCACAGUUAAAGCGGCUCCAUACUGGAUUAUGGCACCUCAAAAUCUUGUGCUGUCCCCAGGAGAGGAUGGGGCACUAAUCUGCAGAGCUAAUGGCAUCCCCAAACCCAGAAUUAGCUGGUUAUUGAAUGGAGUCCCAAUAGAAAUUGCCCCUGACGACCCCAGCAGAAAAAUAGAUGGUGAUACAAUUAUUUUUUCAAAUGUUCAAGAAAGAUCCAGUGCGGUGUAUCAGUGCAACGCCUCUAAUGAGUAUGGAUAUUUACUGGCAAAUGCAUUUGUAAAUGUGCUGGCUGAGCCACCACGAAUCCUUACAUCUGCAAACACACUCUAUCAGGUCAUUGCAAACAGGCCUGCUUUACUAGACUGUGCCUUCUUUGGGUCUCCUCUGCCUACCAUUGAGUGGUUUAAAGGAGCUAAAGGUAGUGCUCUUCGUGAAGAUAUUUAUGUUUUACACGAAAAUGGAACUUUGGAAAUUCCUGUGGCCCAAAAGGACAGUACAGGAAGUUAUACAUGUGUUGCAAGGAAUAAGUUAGGAAUGGCAAAGAAUGAAGUUCGCUUAGAAAUCAAAGAUCCAACUAGGAUCAUUAAACAGCCUGAAUAUGCAAUUGUGCAAAGAGGCAGCACAGUGUCCUUUGAAUGCAGAGUAAAACACGAUCACACCUUAAUCCCCACUGUCACAUGGCUGAAGGACAACGGUGAGCUGCCCAAUGAUGGAAGGUUCACUGUUGACAAGGACCAUUUGGUGAUAGCCGAUGUAAGUGAUGAUGACGGUGGGACCUACACAUGUGUGGCUAAUACAACUCUGGACAACGUUUCUGCCAGUGCCGUGCUUAGUGUUGUUGAUGUCCCAAAUCCUCCCUUUGAUUUAGAAUUGACAGAUCAACUCGACAAAAGUGUUCAGCUGUCAUGGACACCAGGCGAUGAUAACAAUAGCCCUAUUACAAAAUUCAUCAUUGAAUAUGAAGAUGCAAUGCAUGAGGCAGGGCUGUGGCACCACCAAACUGAAGUUCCUGGGACACAGACCACAGCCCAGCUGAAGCUCUCACCUUAUGUGAACUACUCCUUCCGAGUGAUGGCAGAGAACAGCCUUGGGAGGAGCUUACCCAGCGAGGUAUCUGAACAGUAUCUGACUAAAGCUGCAGAACCAGAUAAAAAUCCCACAACUGUGGAAGGACUAGGAUCAGAGCCUGAUAAUUUGGUGAUUACAUGGAAGCCCUUGAAUGGUUUUGAAUCUAACGGGCCAGGCCUUCAAUACAAAGUAAGCUGGCGCCAGAAAGAUGGUGAUGAUGAAUGGACGUCUGUGGUUGUGGCAAAUGUAUCCAAAUAUAUUGUCUCGGGCACGCCAACCUUUGUACCAUAUCUGAUCAAAGUCCAAGCCCUGAAUGACGUGGGGUUUGCUCCAGAGCCACCUGUCGUCAUGGGACAUUCUGGAGAAGACCUCCCAAUGGUGGCUCCUGGGAAUGUGCAUGUGAAUGUGGUGAACAGUACCUUAGCCGAGGUGCGCUGGGACCCGGUACCACUGAAAAGUAUCCGAGGACACCUGCAAGGCUAUCGGAUUUACUACUGGAAGGCACAGAAUUCAUCAAAAAGAAAUAGACGCCACAUUGAGAAAAAGAUCCUCACUUUCCAGGGAAGCAAGACCCACGGCAUGUUGCCAGGGCUGGAGCCCUUUAGCCACUACACACUGAACGUCCGCGUAGUCAAUGGGAAAGGGGAAGGCCCAGCCAGCCCCGACAGGGUCUUUAAUACUCCAGAAGGAGUCCCCAGUGCCCCGUCCUCUUUGAAGAUUGUUAAUCCAACCCUAGACUCUCUCACUUUGGAAUGGGACCCACCAAGCCAUCCGAAUGGCAUUUUGACUGAGUAUACCUUAAAAUACCAGCCAAUUAACAGCACCCAUGAAUUAGGUCCUCUGGUAGAUUUGAAAAUUCCUGCCAACAAGACACGUUGGACUUUAAAAAAUUUAAAUUUCAGUACUCGGUAUAAAUUUUAUCUCUAUGCACAAACGUCAGCAGGAUCAGGAAGUCAGAUAACAGAGGAAGCAGUAACAACUGUGAAUGAAGGCAAAGAAGAAUGGAGGAAAGAAAUUGUAAAUGAUUCUCAGAGCUUCUUUGGGUUAAAGGGUCUAAUGCCAGGAACAGCAUACAAAGUUCGAGAGGGAGACUCUGGUUUUGUGAGUGCAGAGGAUGUGUUUGAGACAGGCCUAGCAAUGGCAAGCCGACAGGUGGACAUUGCAACUCAGGGCUGGUUCAUUGGUCUAAUGUGUGCUGUUGCUCUCCUUAUCUUAAUUUUGCUGAUUGUUUGCUUCAUCAGAAGAAACAAGGGUGGUAAAUAUCCAGUUAAAGAAAAGGAAGAUGCCCAUGCUGAUCCUGAAAUCCAGCCUAUGAAGGAAGAUGAUGGCACUUUUGGAGAAUACAGGUUUCUUGAAAGCGAUGCAGAAGACCACAAGCCUUUGAAAAAAGGCAGUCGAACACCUUCAGACAGAACUGUGAAAAAAGAAGAUAGCGAUGAUAGCCUAGUUGACUAUGGAGAGGGAGUGAAUGGCCAGUUCAAUGAGGACGGCUCCUUUAUUGGACAAUACAGUGGUAAGAAAGAGAAAGAACCAGCUGAAGGAAAUGAAAGCUCAGAGGCACCUUCUCCUGUCAACGCCAUGAAUUCCUUUGUUUAAUUUGUAAGCUAUUUGCCAAUAUCCCAUUCCUCUAGAAUGUUUAUCUUAAGCACUUGUUUGUCAGCCUUCUCAUACUGUGAACAUAGAGGCAGAAAGUAUAUGUUCUGCUGUAUGUUAAUACUAUGAGAACAGUUAGAGCAAGAAUGUAACUCAGUCAAAUGAUAUGUUAAUGUGAAGUGCAGUGCAAAGUGCAUACUUUUUCUUUCAAAAUAGGUAUUCUUGAUUUCCUCAGAACUGAUAAAAAUAAUACGACAUCAUCCACAGAUUAUGUUAUUUCCUCUUCAGGAUACAGUUAAAUAUGAUGCAUGAAAAAUGCUACAUACAGUUAAAGGACAUACUUGUGUAUGUUAUUAAAAUGUGGUUUGAUAUUUUGUUUAUACUAUCCUCAGCUGAACCCCUAAAUUCCAUUUCCAUUGUCCAGAGUGUUACUGUAGUAUUCUCUAGAACUUCAAUGUCUUUGUGGACAUUGUUGUGAAAUUGGUGACUCUUUGUCUAGCUGUUAGUGUUUUGGGGAGACUGUUAGGAACAAUAUGUACAGUAUAUACUUGCUAAAUGAGUUAAUCAUGACAGUUGCAUUCGCUGAUGCUUACUGAAACACUGUCACCUGCUCUUUGCUCCUGUCACUUUGUAGCCUUCUUAAUCUUCCAGGUAUUACAGCAGUACAGUGUUCUACUUUAUACAUCAUUUCUAUGUUCAAUUGUUUUUAGGCGAAAACAGUGUGUAUUGCAAUGCAUUUUGGCAUUUGUGCCAUACUGAAAGAAUCAAAAAACAAAUCACUCCAAUUAAAUUUCAGAACUUAUUCCAGAAAGCACAGGGCAAGACACAUGCAAUGCCUUCAGACAAGAAGUAUUCUGUAACCUACUGCUUCUGUACCAUUGGUACAGUCGACGUGGAGUCCUAGAUUACUGUCAUUGUCUAAAAGUGACUUUUAAAAUGCAGAGAUAAUGAAAACUGCAAUGAUGGAAAAAAAGGAAAUAUGAAAAUAAAAUUAGUAAAACAGUUUACUUUAAGGAACUUUGUCCCCAUAUGUAUAAAAAGAAAAGCUUUGCCACCAACUGGAACACAUGAGGAUUUUGUGGUCUUUUAUGGUUUCUAUUAAAAACAAGUCCCACUCAGUAAGAAAGAUAACAACUUGGCAGAAAAUUGUUUUAAAAAGCAAGUUAUCCCAACACUAAAAGCAUACAAUAGCAUGCCAACAGGAAUAUAUUAUUCUCUAAGUCUUUACCUAUGUGGCAGCUUUUGAAACUCUGCAGCAUUAAACAAUCUGUAUGCAAAUUGCUAUGGACACAUUUCAGAAUCUAAGAAGUCUGAUAAGUGCUAACAAGGCUAAGAGUCAAAUGGAUUCCAUCUGCAGUUCCAAAAAAAAGUAUAUAUUCUACCAUAAUCAUAAACAAUAUCAGAUGGUUUACCUCCAAAUAUGAAAUUCUAUAACAACCUAUGGUUGAAGGAAUUCUCAGUUUCAUUUGCCAAUAAAUUGGUUUCUCAUAACUUGCAUCAAGUUUAAUUUUAAGUAAAGCUUUUUAUAUGUAGAUAUUUUGUUAAAUUUGUAAAUACACUUAAAGCGUAGAUGCUAUAUGCUUAUAGGUGUUCCAUAAUAAUAAACAUGCAAAAAACGUUUAUGUUAUGCUGUAUAAGAAGUUAGCUAAUUAAUACAGUGCAUGGGAUUGGAAAACAUUUACUUAAAUAACUUUGGGUUUUUAUUUUCCCUUUUUGCUGUGAAAUUGAAAUAGUGAACUAGUCUACAUAUUGACAGCAAGUUUCUAGAUGAACUCUUCAGAGCUUUGCCUGUGGGGCUUAGUAGGCCUAGUCACCUGACAUCUUUGAUACAUGUAGGUAAAGCAUAGUUUGAAGUUAUCCCAGAUAAAGAUGGCCUUAAAUACUUUCAUGUCUCCAUAUUUACUUUUCACAGAUCAGCCUUCCUAAUGGAAAUAUAAAAAGACAAAACAGGCCUUAACUUGGCAUCAGAGAGCACAAAGAUAAAAGUUACUUUAAAUUGCCAAUGUUUGGGGGAACAUUAAAAGUAGUUUUUACUGUUCCAUAAUAGUAGAUGCUAAAUUUAUCUGUGCAUGAAGGGAUCACAUCUGUAAUAGUGCAAUAGUUUUUGUAUUAAAAAUUAAAUGUGGUUUUAAAAGUCCCUCUCUCUUUUGUAAUAUAUCAUGUUCCUAACAGAGUGUGAAUGUCCAAGUAAUGGUAUUUGUAAUGGUACAGGUAGAUGUGACUGGAUUUCCAUCAAAGUAACUAUUAAACAGUCUUGAUCUCUUUGUGAUUUUUAA